Cimex lectularius (bed bug) is the source of this 3458-nucleotide messenger RNA. Its product is annotated as probable ATP-dependent RNA helicase DHX34. The record is from RefSeq and is a predicted model, not a curated record. Lineage: Eukaryota; Metazoa; Arthropoda; Insecta; Hemiptera; Cimicidae. The transcript has 19 exons. Gene Ontology annotation, cellular component: intracellular anatomical structure. Gene Ontology annotation, biological process: nuclear-transcribed mRNA catabolic process, nonsense-mediated decay. Bases 160 to 3393 code for a protein of 1077 amino acids. Gene Ontology annotation, molecular function: RNA binding; ATP binding.
UGUAGUGUUUACAAUUUCCAUUGCUGUUUUGUUUUCAUUGAUCAAAAUGGUCAUAUUCGUUGUUUUAAACUUUUUCGACUUUUUAAUCACGCUGCAAUUAAACGUGGAAGGGCAAUUUUCCGGAGCUCAUGAAAUCUGGUGAUCCCUGCUUUCACCAGUAUGUCAUUCAGCUACAGCAAUUUGUUCAGGAAGAGGAGAAAUGAGCUGAAAUCGCUCUUCUCCCUCCAAGAAUUCAUUGAGGAUUUGGACGAUUUUCAGCUUUACCUUACGACCUACGAUGGAAUCAAAAGGAAAGCGAGUUCCAUGAAUAAAGGAAACCAUUCUAACAGAGAAUUGUACUCAAAGAUUAAAAGCCAUCUUAAAUUAACGGACGAACAAAAUGAUAAAAUUAAUUCUGGCAUAAGAGAAAACCGCCAUGGGUUUAGUAAGGACACGCUGGAAGGUUUCCGCCUGGCUCUUCUAAGCUAUCUACUUUUUAAAAAGAAUGAAAAUGAUAAAAACUUUGCAGCUUUGCAAGAGACAAAAGCUAAUCUGCCUGUUACAUCUUACAAGGAUGAAAUUCUUUCAACUGUAUCUUCAAACCGAGUUACCAUAAUUGCUGGUGAUACAGGAUGCGGGAAAUCAACACAAGUUCCUCAGUAUUUAAUGAAUGCAGGAUAUAACAGGAUAGCUUGUACCCAACCUCGGAGAAUAGCGUGCAUUGCACUUGCCAAACGUGUAGCUUUUGAGACACAGAAUAAAUUUGGCGAUAAAGUGGGUUAUCAAAUCAGAUUCGAAAGUAUAAGAAAAAAGGACACCAAGUUGAUUUUUAUGACAGAAGGCUUCCUUUUAAGACAGGCAGCUCAGGACGGUCUGCUUUCUGAAUACGAUGUCAUCAUACUUGAUGAAGUUCAUGAAAGAAAUUUAUACAAUGAUUUUUUACUCGGCAUUUUGAAAUGCUUGAUUUAUCAAAGGAAAGAUCUCAAAGUCGUUCUAAUGUCUGCCACAAUCAAUAUAUCGUUGUUCUCAGAGUAUUUCGGAGACAUUGCUAAAGUGAUUCAGGUUCCUGGUAGACUUCAUCCUAUAGAAGUACAUUUUUCGGAAGUUCCUGCUGAAAAGGAUUCUUCGCAGACAAAAUUGAAUGCUGAACCUUACCUUAGAAUACUUCGUGGUAUUGACCAAAAAUAUCCUAAAAAUGAAAGGGGUGAUGUUUUAAUUUUUGUCAGUGGCUUAAAUGAAAUUGAAUCGUUAAUAACUGUAAUUAAUGGAUACAAUGAAGAAUCAAAAAAUUGGAUACCCCUUCCUCUUCAUAGUUCUCUAUCUCUUGCUGAACAAAACAAAGUUUUUAACUAUGUGCCACAAGGCUACAGAAAAUGCGUGGUAUCGACAAAUAUAGCCGAGACAUCUGUCACUAUCGACGGAAUUAGAUUUGUCAUAGACAGCGGAAAGAUGAAAGAGAUGAGUUAUGACGCAACAUGCAAAAUGAGCAGAUUAAAAGAAUUCUGGGUCAGUAAAGCUAGUGCCGAACAAAGAAAAGGACGUGCUGGAAGAACUGGCCCAGGAGUGUGUUUCCGACUUUACACCCGAGAAGAUUACGAAGCCAUGCAAGAGUACACGACCCCUGAAAUCAAAAGGGUACAAUUAGAUUCGUUAAUUCUUCAGAUGAUUUCAAUGGGUUUGCCCAACGCUCGAAAAUUCCCUUUUAUCGAACCUCCGAGUGAAGAGAGCAUUGAAAACUCAAUUCAGACACUCAAAGAAUAUGGGGCUUUGAGGAAUAAUGAAAAAUUAACACAUAUGGGAGAAUUAUUGGCCAAAUUGCCUGUUGACAUUCCGGUUGGAAAAAUGUUAAUCUGUGGGACCAUGUUUGAACAGGCAGAUCCUGCACUUUCUUUAGCAGCAACUAUUUCAGUUCAAACACCGUUUACUAAUAGAGCUUAUAGAGAUGAAACAUGUGAGAGUCUUAGGAAAUGUUUAGAAUCGGACCAUGGUGAUCCAAUCACACUUUUGAAUUGCUUGAAAGAAUGGCUUAAGAUUAAAAAUGCGAGGGAUAAAUCAAACAGCUCGAGGAAUUGGUGUAGGUCACUUGGUUUGGAGGAACAGCGGUUUUAUGAAAUGUGCAAGAUCCGAGCUCAAUUUAAAGUUCACCUACAAGACAGUGGAUUAUUAACGAAUGAUUUGAAUAUGUAUAUGACAAGUGAAGAAAGAGCUCUUCGCCAUGGAGAACUAAGAGUCCUCAAAAGACUGAAAAGAACACACAACACUGAUGAAAGUCAAAAGAAAAAAAAAUUUCUUAAGCCCGAUGGAAGUAUGUCUUCAGCGGACAAUGAAAAUGGCACGGAUGUUCACGAUAUUGAAUUCUGGAUAAAAAACAGUCAACCGCAGCUCAAAGAAUUGAUACAAGCAUCAACAGCAUGCAGUUAUAAGGAUAUAACCAUUUUAAAAACCAUAGUAUGUAGUGGGUUAUAUCCACAAGUAGCUCUUAUCGAUGUAUUGAAUCAUCAUAAGAAUGUUAGAGAUCAUCUUUUUCAUACAAAACACAAACCUUACCUGUUCCUCCAUCCGAUGAGUUACUUCAGUAACAAUCCGGACGUUUUACAACUUAAUGAAUCCAAGAUCAUCAACUCUCCUGGGUACGAUUCAAGAUCGCCACUCAGUGAGCAUCAUCAGGUUCUUUUUUAUAUGACUCUACUAAAAACAAAUAAAGCAUAUUUAGUUCAUACAAUGAGAAUGCCAGCUGCGCAGUCAGUUCUUAUAUUUGCCAAUGAUAUCCACACUAAUGGAGAUUUCACAUGUAUUUUAUGCGAUUCUUGGAUCCAAUUCCGAUUUCCUGACCCUACUAUGGCUGAAACGUUUACUAAAAAAAUAAUUCAGUUACGAACAAAAUGGGGAAAGCUUAUCGACUUGCAUUUUGCUGCAGGUCAAAAUAAAGCUGAUGUUGCUUCUCUCCGAGAUGAUUUAACUAAUGAUAUAUUGAAAAUAAUGAGAGUUAAAAUCAGAUACGCUGUUAAAAGAAUCCUUCCAGCAGACUUAAAGCAUAUUUUUGUUGGAACUGGCCAUAAUGUUUACAAUGGCGAUAACCCCUUUCAUCCAACGUAUGAGAUGAAACCAAACUCAGAAGUUGGUGGAACUAAGGUUGCUCCGUACUUGACGUACCAUAGUAUUAGUGAUAGUUUGAAAAUUGAUGAUUGGGAUUGCCCCUACUGUGAUCUGAAAAUACCUUUGAUUGCAAUAGAAAGAUUGCAGCAUUUAGCAAAAUGCAAUAAGUACCAUGAAACAGAAAAAACAGACGAUGAGCCAAAGGAGGUAUCAAAAGAAACGAAAAAACCAAAUGGUAUAAGAUAUGAAUGCGAACAAUGCAACACUGUAUUAUAUCUGACUCCUGUAGAAAUUCUAAAGCAUAAAAAGUCUCACUAGAAUCAAUUUAUGUUGAAUAUUUUUAUUAUAUCAGUUAUGAUGAAUAUAUAUAUUUUUUAAGAAUU